Aureobasidium pullulans EXF-150 is the source of this 1066-nucleotide messenger RNA. RefSeq lists its product as uncharacterized. Lineage: Eukaryota; Fungi; Ascomycota; Dothideomycetes; Dothideales; Saccotheciaceae. The record is from RefSeq and is a predicted model, not a curated record. Gene Ontology annotation, cellular component: mitochondrion. Gene Ontology annotation, molecular function: 4 iron, 4 sulfur cluster binding; 2 iron, 2 sulfur cluster binding; iron ion binding. Gene Ontology annotation, biological process: iron-sulfur cluster assembly. The coding region runs from base 61 to 687 and encodes 208 amino acids. The transcript has 2 exons.
GCCUUUCGCUGUAGUGACUGUUUAACAUUUGCAUACCUACCUACGACUCACAACACAACCAUGGCGCUUUCAGGAAGAGAUUCUUUGCUACGAUGCUGUCGCAGCGCAUUCAAUCAAGCGUCUAGAGAUGCGCGCAUAUUCUACCCUCGCCGCCAACUAUCGCUGUCCACCCGCCCGUCACAACUAUCGCCACGAUCAGUCUCCGUUCCUCGAUUUGCGCCUUUCUCCAAGAAAGAUAUCCUCCUGUCACCGAACGCUCGAGCAUUCAGUGCAUCAAGUCAACUUGCGACCAAGGCUAUAAUCAACCCGCGAAAGAACGAGAACGGCGAGGACAUGGUGAUUGACAUCUUGCCUCGCGCUGUCAAUCGGCUACACGCCAUCUCCACGAAAGAGAACAACCCUUCACUCUGCCUACGAGUCGCAGUAGAAUCAGGUGGCUGUCACGGCUUCCAAUACCUCAUGUCCACGACAACGCUAGAAGAGAUAUCCAAGGAAGAAGAUACUGUAUUCGAGUCAGAAGACGGCAAGGGAGCCAGGGUAGUCAUCGACGAGCCCAGUCUUGAGCUUCUCAGUGGCAGCAAGAUUGACUAUACCAUGGAGUUGAUUGGCAGUCAGUUCAAGGUGACGGGCAUUCCGGGUGCUACCAGCAGUUGCGGUUGUGGAUCCAGUUUCGAUAUUCAGGCAUGAGGAAGAACUAAUGAAGGAAAAAUGAAAUCAAUGUUUCAGGUGGCAUUGGAUGCUGCAGGUCGUAACACCCUGCUCACAUUUUGAUCUUGUAUCUUUAUUCAACGUGUGAUCAAGGUAGUGAGCGGAGUUCGAAAAGACCACUACUCAGAUCUAAUCAUGGUGAAAGUGAUGUGGAUAUCUCGCAACUCGAAAUAGAGCAUCCAAGCAUUAAAAUUGGAGGAUGAGACAUGUCGAAACGGGAAUGACGCCAGGCCAACUUUUCGCGAUGAUCCAUCAGGUCAGCUCUGGAUGUGGAUGAUCAUGUAGGUGUUGGGAAAAGAGCAGCUGCAAAAGUCGAUCAAGAUUCUUCUAGAUUUGAACGACAGUUCAUUGGUUUGGC